Ceratina calcarata is the source of this 778-nucleotide messenger RNA. RefSeq names its product U3 small nucleolar RNA-associated protein 14 homolog A-like. Gene Ontology annotation, cellular component: small-subunit processome; nucleolus. Gene Ontology annotation, biological process: rRNA processing. The record is from RefSeq and is a predicted model, not a curated record. The coding region runs from base 218 to 595 and encodes 125 amino acids. NCBI's taxonomy places the organism in Eukaryota, Metazoa, Arthropoda, Insecta, Hymenoptera, Apidae. The transcript has 3 exons.
UUGAGGAUAUGUACUACUUAUUUUAAAAUACGUAUACGUUCCCAUUAUAUUUGAAAUCUUGGACCACCGAUUUGAACUGACAUAUAGUACAUGCUCCAAGAUAUGCUCUAAAGUACCAUAAAGUACAUACUAUGGAAGGAGGAGAUCGAAAUUUUUAAAUGGCAAUAUUGUAAAUGAUACACGCGGUGCAACUGAAUUAGAAGACAAUAAAAUAAUAAUGGAUGACACAAGUAUUUUAGAUGAUACAGAACAAUAUGUAUCAAAAUCUCAUUCUAAGCUUCUGGAAGCUGUAUCACAGCUUGAUAAAGGGCAAAGAGUGAAGAAAGUGGAAAGAAGUGAACCUACAUUAGAAGUGUCAGAAUUUCAUUUGGUUAAAAGUGGCAUAUCUGAUCAAGAUACAGUUCAUGUGCAGGAAAUAGCUAGAAUUUUAAGGAAAAAAGGUCAUCAUAUUGAGAUUGCAAGGAACAUAGAAACAGCAAAAAAGAAUAUUCGUGUAUUACCAAAACCAUUGGAGAAACCUGCAGCAGAAAGGAUAAAGAGAAUAGUUGGCUUUGAAGGUACAAAGAAAGAACUAAAAAAAAAUGGAACGCAGUAAUAAUGAAGAACAGAGUAGCAGACUCACUUCAGUUUCCUUUGAAUCAUUCGUCAUUAAAAUUGGAAUCAUCUAACGAGUUCGUAAAAAAAUUUAGAAUUCAAUCAGAUCUAGAGAAAGAACUUGCUGCAUUAGAACCACAGAAAGAAAAUAUUGAAGAGAAAGACGACGAGUUCUCUUUGACAU